Messenger RNA from Coregonus sp. 'balchen', 1164 nucleotides. NCBI's taxonomy places the organism in Eukaryota, Metazoa, Chordata, Actinopteri, Salmoniformes, Salmonidae. The record is from the annotation of a GenBank genome assembly.
AUGUGGGUUGCCAUUCUUUCAGAGCCGAUCCAGCACCGGAGCCGGUCUGUAAUGGUGGGAGAUGACAUGCUGCUCCAGUGUGAACUCAGCUCCAACCUGGCAACCCCAGUGUGGACUCUGGACGGGUCAGACCUGCAGGGCUACGGCCUGGACUCUGGCUUCAGGGUGGGCACCGAUGGCCUCCUGGUCAUCGAGUCCCGACCAGAGCAGAGCGGGGAGUAUACCUGCCACGCCCUGGAGAACAGCGUCCGGGUCGCAGUGGUUACGUACUCUGUGACGGUUCGUCUAGACAUGCCACACCCCCCUCCCCCACACGUCGACCCAUCCCAAGACUUCUCCUACUACACCACCUGGGACUCGGACACUUCCACCCCUCCCCCCCCUCCUCCACCCAGCGCACCCCCCUCCUCUGAGAGGCCCCUGCUACACCCUCCCCCAGCCCCUCUUCCCCCCACCUCAGAGCUGCCACCCCCUCCCCCGGACCCUCUCCCCCCCACCUCGGAGCUGCUCUCCCCCAGGAGCAUGGAGGCUAUGUACCUGUCCCUGAUCACCAUCCUGGGAGGUCUGUGUCUGGUUCUCACUGUUGUCCUCCUCUACGUGGGCUUCUGUCUGCAGGGCAACCACAGGGGGAAGUACUCUCUCCGUGCUGCCGCCGCCACCGCUGCCUCUGCCAAUCACAUGGACAGGAAGAGGAAACACAGGAAGCAGCAGCAGAAACGCCACAGUAGCUCCGCCCACCUGGAUCUCAAGACCAUCUCCAGCCACUGUAAUGGGAACGGGAUCUGUAAUGGUAACGGCAUCUCCAAACAACCGGGGGACGGUGACACGCACGAAGGGGGCUUCCUCCAGAUCGUCCCGAGAGAGGGCCAGUCGUCCCCCAACAAGGACCCCCCUCCUCCUGCCCCUCCUCUCCCCCCGCCCCCUCAGACCCCCUUCAACCAAUCAGAGUGUGACUUGCAAGACUUCUCCAGCCCCAACGGCCUAUCGGCUACGUUACCCAGCGUCUUGCGGAGGAUGCACGGUAACAGCUACAUGUUGUUAAGACAGAGUGACGCGGAGAGCAGCUCUCCUCUCUGCUACUCCUUCACUGAGGAACUCAACAGGAUCCUGGAGAAGAGGAAGCACAUGCAGCUGCUGCCAAAACCAGACGAGAGCUCUCUGUAG